AUGAGAUUUAACUUCGAGGAGCCAAAGGAUACGCCGGAACCACGGCGAUCUCCCACGCCCAAAGAAGCUGUUCAGUGGGUUCCUCUCCAGAGCCACCCGGUUUUCUCUUCUAUCCCCUCCUCCCAGGAUGAGCCCGCCGUGUCCCAGCGGUUUCCGAGGAAUUUCAUGGCUUGGGACGGAGACUCGCGGUUAUACUACUGGGAUUCUAAACGAUAUCUCCUUCACCGAUUGUCUCUGCGCUUGGGUGAACCUGAACCAACCUCCGUCCUCGCAGCAGUCCCGUCCAAGGUGAUGCAACCAGAUCUCCAGCUGACAUUUUCCGUUAACAAAAUCUCCGUCAAUAAGUCUGGAUCAGCUGUACUUCUUGCCGGCUCCGAUGGGAUAUGUGUAAUGUACCUAUUUGGACGCGCUUCUGCGGUUGAAGACAAUGUUAUUUGCAGGGUUGUUUCUAUCGGCUCGGAAAUCUAUUCUAGUGGUGAAAGUUCCGUACAGUUGCUUCAAGCAUCGUGGCACCCUGAUAGUGACACCCAUUUGGGAAUUCUGUCUUCUGACGCAGUUUUCAGACUUUUCGACUUGUCUUCAGAUGCUGACCUACCAGAGCAAGAAUACUAUCUACAGCCCGUUGAGCCAGGGAGAUCUAGGACAGCUUCAUCAAUUUAUCCUGCUGAUUUUAGUUUCGGAGGAGAUCAUCUGUGGGAUAGAUUUACUGUCUUUAUACUAUUCACUGAUGGUUCAAUUUAUAUCCUGUGCCCAGUUGUGCCAUUUGGAAGUAUCUACAAAUGGGAAUCAGUAGUGGAGAUUUACAAUGAUGCUAAUAUGUUUGGAGUUAAGUCGCCCAACUCGUUAGCUGUUAGCAACUCCAGUCUGGCAAUUGAUUGGCUGGAAGCUGUAUUUCCAGAUUUGACUGAACAAGGAACCAGAGGUGACAAUAUAGUGGUAGUGAAAGCUCAUCCGUAUGCUUUGCUUGAUGCAUCACUGGCUUUACAGGGCCCUCUAUAUAAAGCAUCGAGUGGUGAAGGAGAUGAAGAUUUCGCUGUUAGAGAGGCAGAGUGUAAAGGCCGAGCAGUGAGUCUGUUAUAUAAUCUUGUCAGCAAAGAUUCGAUUCUGGUAACUGCUUGGAGUGGUGGACAACUACAGGUUGAUGCUCUGGUCGAUGAAAUCCAGCCAGUUUGGAUCUCUGGAAGCUCAUCUCGUCUCCGCAUGAGCUCCCACCACAAGAUUGAAGGAGUUGCAAUGAUUUGUGAGUCAAACGUGAGUGAGCUUCCUGUUGCAACUUCAAACCUGCCACUUGAUCACACUGUUUGGUUAGGGCACCCGCCGCCACUGUUAAGACUGGCUAUGGUUGAUUUGGCUCUACCAACUAAGCGUGAAGGUGGCUCUCUGGUUACCUUGUUCGCUGACUCCCUUUUGCCAGAACGAAUAUACUCCCUCCACGACGGUGGCAUUGAUUCAACGGUCUUACACUCUCUUCCCUUCACAAGUCAGGCCACGGGAAGAGAUGAAGCACUGAAAACGCCGUCUGUUCACACUGUGCUAAGUACAUGCCAAGAAGACUCCGCCGCAUCUUCUCUGUUGGGCUUUGUGCCUCUGUCGGAUUCGUUUGGAUAUUCAUGGAUCAUUGCAGUCUUAUCCUCAGGAGAAUGCAUUGUGGCAGAGAUGAAAACUUGGGAUCUCUUGCUUCCCAUUCAUGUCAGUACAGAUAAAACAGAAUCCUCCAGCGCAAUAGAGAAGAAAGAGCAAGAUCCCUCGUGCAUCAUAAGCAAGGAGCUCCUUGCAGGUCCCAAAGUUAGAAUUGCUCCCCAUGCUUUACCUAACCAACGCUCAACUCCAGCCAAUUCCGUAGAAGGCCGAUCAGUUCUGCAUCACUAUGUCAAGCUUUUCCAUGAAAACUACGUCGAAUAUGCACACAAGGUCUACUUUGAGCUGCAGCAUCAUGCUCCUAACCUGAAGAGAAUAAUCGAUGACCAACACCAGCGCGUUUCUGAGGCAAAUGAGAAAAUGUCAAAAGUUGAGAAGAACCAAUCCUUGUUGGAGAAAAGGAUUCACAAAGCAAUGCAAAGACAUGAUUCUCUUGAGCAACGCUUGCAACGUCUCCGUAACUUGCCUGGUACACACAAGAAACCUCUGACGAGAGCAGAACGGGAUUUCAAGUCGGAGCUCGAUCAAUUCGCGGGAGUUGAGGUGGAUGCACUUCAAUCAUCCAUUGAAACACUGAGAGCAAGAGUGAAAAAGUCCGCUCAAAAGUCUCCUAAAGGAACAGUCGUUGCGGGUACUCAGAGAAAGCAAUACUCAAAGAAGAACUACAUUCAGGAUACAGAAAUGUCGCAUCUUCAGUCCACACUCGCCAAGCUAUCCCUCAUGAACAGCGAUAACUCCAAAAAGGUCAAGAUUGUAGAAUCGGCACUCAAGUCGCAAGAAAGUAGUUUGAUGUAA
Messenger RNA from Microthlaspi erraticum, 2433 nucleotides. Lineage: Eukaryota; Viridiplantae; Streptophyta; Magnoliopsida; Brassicales; Brassicaceae. The record is from the annotation of a GenBank genome assembly.